Oldenlandia corymbosa var. corymbosa is the source of this 6585-nucleotide messenger RNA. The record is from the annotation of a GenBank genome assembly. NCBI's taxonomy places the organism in Eukaryota, Viridiplantae, Streptophyta, Magnoliopsida, Gentianales, Rubiaceae.
AUGUUCACUUCUGGUGGCUCCCAAAGUCUUGAUGAUUUACAGGUUGAUUCAGUAUGGCCCGAGUUCAUUUCUUCAUCAUGUUUAAUAGAAGAAGCCAGCAUUGUGCUACAAUUUGGUUUCUUAGGAGUUUUUCUGCUCCAAUUCAUAGGAAACGUGUUCGAAUCACGACAUAAAGGCAGGGAAGAUGCUAUCAGCGCUGAAAAAUUUGCUGUUGGGGCAAGGGUUGGCCUUAGUUACAAGUUGAUCAGUGCUUGCUCCACUGUACUGAUAGGAACUCAUUUUUUUAUGCUGCUAAUGCUGCAGAAUGAUGAUGCCUCUCGCUGCAAGGUAAAGUUCCUAGCUUUUUCGUUCGAGAUCUUGCAUAUUCUGUGCUGGGCUGUUUCUCUAGCUAUAUUGUACAAAAUUUUAAGAGAUAAACAUGUCAAGCUACCUUGGGUCCUGAGGGUUUGGUGGAUCAGCGGCUUCUUGCUGUCAAUUGUAUCUUUAGUCCUUGAUGGUGGUUAUGUAAUACAUAAUCACGAAGACCUCAAAGUGCAAGACUUCACUGAUGUCCUAAAUCUUCUUGCUUCCACCUGCUUAUUUGUUGUUUCGGUUAAUGGGAAAACAGGGUUAGAGUUUGAAAUUCAAGUGGGCAUUACUGCCCCACUACUGAAUGGAAAGACUGGAAAUGAUUUGGAAGAAAAUUUGGGAUGUCUUUAUGGAAGGGCUACUCUUCUUCAACUGAUAACCUUUUCUUGGCUCAAUCCUCUGUUCAAAAUUGGGUAUGAGAAGCCUCUUUAUCAGGAACAAGUUCCAGAUGUUGAUUUCAGGGACUCUGCUCAUACUCUAUCCCCCUCUUUUGAUGACUGCUUAGAUCAUGUGAAGAGAAAAGAUGGAACAACAAACCCAUCUAUCUACAAGGCACUAUACAUAUUUGGGAGAAAAAAGGCAGCAAUUAACGCCUUUUUCGCAGUUAUUGGUGCCGCUACAUCCUAUGUGGGUCCUUAUCUGAUUAAUGAUCUAGUAGAAUUCCUAAUUAAUAAAAAGUCCAGGAGUUUAAGAAGUGGCUAUCUGCUUGCGUUAGCUUUUCUAAGUGCAAAAAUGGUAGAGACUAUAGCUCAGAGGCAGUGGAUAUUUGGGGCUCGCCAGCUUGGCCUCCGGUUAAGAGCUGCCCUCAUAUCUUGCAUAUACCAAAAGGGCCUAGUUUUGUCGAGCACUUCACGUCAAAGACGUACAAGUGGAGAAAUCAUUAAUAUUAUGGGUGUAGAUGUUGAAAGAAUCUCAGAUUUCAUUUGGUACAUGAACAUGAUCUGGAUGUUGCCUAUACAGAUUUCCUUGGCAGUCUAUGUGCUGCAUAACAACCUAGGAUGGGGAUCGCUUAUAGCUUUAGCUGCAACCCUGACAGUAAUGUGUGGCAACAUUCCAUUAACUCGUACUCGAAAGAGAUUUCAGGGAGAGAUAAUGAAGGCAAAAGAUGACAGAAUGAAAGUCACGUCUGAAGUUCUCUGUGUUAUGAGGACAAUUAAACUUCAAGCAUGGGACAAUUAUUUUUCGCAAAAAUUAGAAAAUCUGAGGAAAAUUGAGCACCAUUGGCUGUGGAAGUCGCUAAGAUUGCAGACAAUCAUAGUUUUUAUCUUUUGUGGAUCACCAAGUUUUAUCUCUGGGGUGACUUUUGUUGGAUGUGUAUUACUGGGAAUUCCUCUGACUGCAGGACGAGUGUUAUCUGCAUUGGCGACAUUCCGGAUGCUCCAAGAUCCUAUGUUUAAACUACCAGAGUUACUUUCAGUCAUUAUUCAAGGAAAAGUUUCUGCAGAUAGAAUUGCUUCUUAUCUCCAUGAAGAUGAGAUUCGGUUCGACUCAUUGUCAUUUAUUGCUAAAGAGAAAACAGAAUUUUCGAUUGAGAUUGAUAAUGGUAAAUUCAGUUGGGAUAAUGAUUCAAGCAAUGCGACACUUGAUGGAAUCAACUUGAAAGUGAAAAGAGGAAUGAAGGUUGCCAUCUGUGGCACUGUUGGAUCAGGAAAAUCCAGCUUGCUUUCAUGUAUACUUGGAGAGAUGUCAAAACAUUCAGGGAUUGUAAGGAUUAGUGGUACAAAGGCAUAUGUCCCACAGUCUCCGUGGAUAUUGAAUGGACACGUUAGAGAAAAUAUUUUAUUUGGAAGUCCAUUUGAUAAUUACAAGUAUCUUAGAACAGUUGAGGCCUGUGCCUUGAGAAAAGAUUUUGAGCUUUUUCCUGCUGGGGACCGAACUGAGAUUGGAGAAAGGGGAAUAAACAUGAGCGGAGGCCAGAAGCAAAGGAUACAAAUUGCUCGAGCUAUGUAUCAAGAUGCUGAUAUAUAUCUUCUUGAUGACCCCUUCAGUGCUGUGGAUGCUCAUACAGGCACACAACUCUUCAAGGACUGCUUGAUGGGGAUCCUCAAGGAAAAGACUAUUAUUUAUGUAACCCACCAAGUAGAGUUCCUUCCAGCAGCGGAUCUUAUCUUGGUAAUGCAAAAUGGAAGGAUUGCACAUGCCGGUUCGUAUGAAGAACUUUUGGAACACAGUUUGGGAUUUGAAGUCCUUGUUGGUGCUCACAACCUGGCUCUACAAUCAAUUACAACAGCUCAGAACUCUAAUAUAACAUUAGACACAGAUCUCAAUUCCACUUCAGAAUUUUCACAAACAAAACAAGAUUCCAAGCAAAACCAGUGUCUGGAAAUAACAGAACAAGAUGGGCGACUCGUGCAGGAAGAAGAAAGAGAAACAGGAAAGAUUGGCAGAGAAGUUUAUUUAUCUUACUUGAACAUAGUUAAAGGGGGUGCUUUGGUGCCAAUAAUUUUACUGGUUGAUUCCUUCUCUCAAGUGUUGCUGGUUACCAGCGAUUACUGGAUGGCAUGGGCUUGUCCCACUGGAAAUGUUGAACUAGUGACUGGGAUGCGUUUCAUUCUACUUGUGUACAUUCUUCUUGCUGUUGGAAGUUCAUGUUGUGUGCUUAUCAGAGCAAGAUUGGUGGCUUUCGCAGGCCUUCUGACUUCGCAAAAGCUCUUUAGCAACAUGCUAAAUAGCAUCAUUCAUGCUCCUAUGUCAUUCUUUGACUCGACUCCAUCUGGAAGAAUUUUAAACAGGGCAUCAACAGACCAAAGUGUCCUAGACUUACAGUUACCAAGUAACUUACAUUGGUGUGCGGGGUCAAUGAUUAAAUUGCUUGGAACCAUCAUGGUGAUGUCACAGGUUGCAUGGGAAGUUUUUAUCAUUUUCAUUCCGAUCACAGCAAUUUGCAUUUGGUACCAGCAAUAUUAUAUUCCAACCGCUAGAGAGCUGGUACGUUUAGCUGGGAUAAAGAGAGCUCCAAUCCUCCAUCACUUUUCUGAAUCACUUGCUGGUGCAGCAACAAUUCGAGCUUUUGAUAUGAAGGGUGGCUUCAUUUACUCAAACCUCUGUCUGAUCGACGACCAUUCAAAACCAUGGUUUCACAAUCUAUCAGCCAUGGAAUGGUUUUCUUUCCGAUUGAAUCAGCUAUCCAAUUUUGUAUUUGGCUUCUCCCUAGUAUUGCUUGUGUCACUACCAGAAGGAAUCAUAAAUCCCAGCAUUGCUGGGUUAGCAGUAACUUAUGGCAUCAGCUUGAAUGGUCAACUAGCUGAAUUUAUUUGGACUCUUUGCAAUGUAGAAAAUAAGAUGAUAUCAUUUGAAAGGAUUCUUCAGUAUUCUAAUAUUCCAAGUGAGGCGCCCCUGGCAGUUCAAGAUUGCAGACCACCAGAAAUUUGGCCAAAAACUGGGACUAUCCAGUUCAUAAAUUUGAAGAUCCGUUAUUCUGAACAUCUACCAUUUGUAUUGAAGAACAUAACCUGCACAUUUCCUGGGAAGAAAAAAGUUGGUGUGGUUGGUAGGACAGGAAGUGGGAAAUCAACCCUGAUACAAGCCAUCUUCAGGGUUGUUGAACCUACAGAAGGAAGCAUUUUAAUUGAUGGAUUAGAUAUCACAAAAAUUGGGCUUCAUGACUUGAGAUCAAGGCUUAGCAUAAUACCGCAAGAUCCCACAAUGUUUGAGGGAACCGUGAGACGAAACCUUGAUCCUCUAGAGCAGUAUUCUGAUAGUGAGAUCUGGGAGGCACUAAACAAAUGUCAGCUAGGUGAAUUGGUGCGUUCGAAGACAGAGAGGCUAGAAUCUACAGUGGUGGAAAAUGGAGAAAACUGGAGUGUUGGCCAAAGGCAACUAUUUUGCCUUGGAAGAGCAUUGCUGAAGAAGAGCACAAUUCUUGUACUAGACGAAGCCACUGCAUCUGUUGAUUCUGCUACGGAUGGUACAAUACAGAAGAUCAUCAGUCAAGAAUUUAAAGAUCGAACUGUAAUUACGAUAGCUCACAGGAUCCAUACAGUUAUCGAUAGCGAUCUUGUCUUGGUCCUUAGUGAUGGAAUGAUAGCAGAAUACGACACGCCAGGUAAGCUACUGGAAAGAGAAGAUUCAUUCUUCUCUAGAUUGAUAAGAGAGUACUCCCAGCGGUCACAGAGCUUUGGUGCCUUCUCCAAGUGGGAAGGAAUGGGGACGAAUUCUUCUGAUUCAAGCAGUAGGAGAGGCAGGAAACAGAGGAGGAGAGAGAGACAUGAGCGUGGUGAGGAUAUUCAUCACAGGAGUAAGGAAUCUGGGGAUGUAUAUGGCAGCAUUGAGGAUAAGAAUGUGGGCAGUGAUUGUGACACUGAUAGGAAAAAUCAGAGGAGCAGGAGUGAUAGGAGGGACAGGGAAAGAGAGAAGAGACGAGAGGAUGAGCGUAAAGAUCGGAGAAGGCACUGGGAUGAAGGGGAGAAGGAGACAAACACUAGAAGGAAAGAGGAAGAUAAGAAUGGGGAGCGAGAAGUUGCUGGAGGUCAGGUGAAUGUUAAACCUAAUGUGGUCCAGAAACCUGAGAAUUUGGGCAGGAGUGGCGGAGUUUAUAUUCCUCCAUUCAAGCUGGCGAGGAUGAUGAAGGAGGUGGAGGACAAGGCCAGCUUGGAAUAUCAAAGAAUGACAUGGGACGCUCUGAGGAAGAGCAUAAAUGGGCUUGUUAACAAAGUUAAUGCUAUAAACAUUAAAAAUAUUAUCCCGGAGCUCUUUGCUGAAAAUUUGAUCAGAGGGAGAGGCCUGUUUUGCAGGUCAUGCAUGAAAUCUCAAAUGGCAUCCCCUGGUUUUACUGAUGUCUUUGCUGCUUUAGUUGCUGUCGCAAAUACAAAAUUUCCUGAAGUUGGAGAGCUCCUACUUAAAAGGAUCAUAUUACAACUGCAAAGGGCCUACAGGCGCAAUGAUAAGCCUCAAUUGCUGGCAGCUGUGAAGUUUGUAGCUCAUCUGGUGAAUCAGCAGGUUGUUCAUGAGCUUAUUGCUCUUGAACUCCUGACAGUUUUGCUCGAAAACCCCACAGAUGAUAGUGUUGAGGUUGCAGUUGGAUUUGUGACGGAAUGCGGCUCCAUGCUACAGGACCUCUGCCCAAAGGGAUUACAUGGUAUCUUUGAGCGGUUCCGUGGGAUUCUUCAUGAAGGAGAAAUAGAUAAGCGGGUUCAAUUUUUAAUUGAAGGUCUUUUUGCUUUGAGGAAAGCAAAAUUUCAGGGAUAUCCAGCUGUUCGCCCAGAACUAGACCUUGUGGAGCUAGAAGAUCAAUUAACUCAUGAAAUUUCUCUUUCAGAUGAAAUAGAUCCUGAGAUUGCUUUAGAUAUUUUCAAACCGGAUCCCAAUUUCUUGGAGAAUGAGAAGAAAUAUGAAGAACUUAAGAAGUCAAUAUUAGGUGAUGAGUCUGAUGAUGAAGCUGAUUCUGAUGGGGAGUCAAAUGAUGAUGAUAGUGAGCCUGAAGAGGGAUCUGAAGAAGAAGAAGAACGUAUGAAAAUACAGGAUGAGACAGAGACAAAUCUAGUUAACCUUCGGCGAACCAUCUACUUGACGAUCAUGUCUAGUGUUGACUUUGAAGAAGCUGGUCACAAGUUGCUGAAAAUCAAACUAGAGCCCGGCCAAGAGAUGGAAUUGUGCAUUAUGCUCUUGGAGUGUUGCAGCCAGGAGAGGACUUACCUUCGAUACUAUGGACUUCUUGGCCAACGUUUUUGCAUGAUCAACAAGGUUUAUCAAGUGAACUUCGAAACAUGUUUUGUGCAGCAGUAUUCUAUGAUCCAUCGGCUUGAGACAAAUAAACUGCGUAAUGUCGCAAAAUUUUUUGCUCAUUUACUUGGCACUGAUGCUCUUCCCUGGCAUGUCUUGUCCUACAUAAGACUGACUGAAGAGGAUACAACAUCAUCUUCCCGCAUUUUCAUUAAGAUUCUCUUUCAGGAAUUGUCUGAGCACCUUGGUAUUCGCCUGUUGAAUGAGAGGUUGAAUGACCCCAUGAUGCAAGACUCGUACGAGUCUAUUUUCCCGAAGGAUAAUCCGAAGAAUACUAGGUUUUCCAUCAACUUUUUCACUUCAAUAGGUUUAGGUGGAAUCACUGAAAACCUGAGAGAGUACUUGAAGAACAUGCCACGACUUAUCAUGCAACAACAACAAAAACCAGCCUCAGAUGAUGAGUCUGAUAGUUCUGGUUCCCAUGAUUCAGAUUCAUCAUCAAGCUCAGAUGAUAGUGAUAGCGAAAGUGAUAGUGGAAAAGAUGAUACACGAAGAAAGCGGAAAAGAAGAAGCUGA